AUGGCUAAAAGAAAAAUUAUUCAGAAAAAUGCGGUUAUUGCAACCCAACUAAGAGAUGUUUUAAACCAUUAUAACCAAUUCGUUCGUUCACUUCAUAUCAAAGAAAAAUCUCACUCUCCCAAUUCUCUUCUAAUUACCCGCCAGUUAAUUAAAAAGUUGAUUAUAGUAGGAAUGGGGGCUUUUUUUACCACUGCCGCCUUUUAUUUUUUAAUGGACCCUCUUCGUAUUUAUAACCCGGGCUUGAAUGGUCUCUUGAAAAAAAUAACUCAAUGCUUAGUUGGAACUGAAUCAGAACAACAGAGCUCUUUUUUUCUUUUUGCUUUUAUUAAAUACAUUUUUAAAAACGGGCGUUUAUGGGGAGUGAUAGCCUAUAUUUACGCUUCACCACGUCUUAUGAAUUGGACUUUUCCUCGCGACCAAACUCUCCUUCUGCGGGUUUAUUCAUCAAGCGAGGAAAAGCGGAGCCAAGCUCUGAAUUUGUUAAAAAAAUUUACUCCUACCUAUCAAGGGGCUUUUUUUUCAGAAAGCGGGGGGAUAAAAACAAUCUACGUAAUCGAUUGCUAUUUAAGUGGUUGGGACUAUUUUAUUCUCAAACCCGAACUCCAAAAAACUGAAAUUAUUGACAGUAUUAAAGACACUAGUCAUUUUCAACAAGCCUUUACCCACACUUCUUUCCAAAACGAGUCAGGGGGAGAUUUUUCUUAUGAAAACUUAGAAUUUUUGGGGGAUAGCGUACUUGGUUUUGCUACUGCCUUGUUUCUUUACCGUUCUUUUCCGAAUUUUUCCGAAGGACAAUUAAGCAAACUCAAACAAUUAAUGGUGCGAGAAAGCACUCUGGCUUAUUUAAGUCAAGAAUGUGGUCUCGCCGAAUUUUUGCGACUAGGAGCGGCGGAAAAAGACAAUCAUAGAGCAGUAAAAACUAGCAUUUUGGCUGAUAUUUUUGAGUCUUUUCUGGGAGCCUUAUACUUAGAAAAAGGCGAAAAGAUAGUUUACGAAUUUCUCGGCUUAACCCUUUUUCCGUGGGUUAAGGAUUACAAAAGUCGUUUACAGGAGUUUUUCCAAGCUCAAAAAAACAAAGUUGAUUACUAUUUGAAAGAAACUAAGAAAAUCGGCAAUAAACAAGUAUUUGUUAUGGAAGUGCGAGACGAAUUAAACACUAUUUGUGAAAUAGGUUGCGGUUCUAGUAAAAAAGAGGCUGAACAGCAAGCGGCCGGCAAAGCCAUUCACAAGUUAGGUCUGGAUAACCUUAAUUAA
Messenger RNA from Racocetra fulgida, 1254 nucleotides. NCBI's taxonomy places the organism in Eukaryota, Fungi, Glomeromycota, Glomeromycetes, Diversisporales, Gigasporaceae. The record is from the annotation of a GenBank genome assembly.